AUGCUGCGACUGCAGCGUGUGAGUUUGUGCCUCAGAAGCCUUUUCCACAGUGGGACAGUCAAAAGAGAUCUUAUUCUGGAGCAACUGCGUGUGUGCAACAUUGAAGACCAUGUUUUUGAUGUGGUGGGAAAGAACAGGGCCAAACUAAAUGUCGAUCAUGUUAGUAUGGCUGUUGGGAUGCUGUGGGAGUUUCAAAAAGAGAAACCUCAGUUGCUCCGUAAUGUAGAUCUGAUCAAGACUCACCCUCAGUUUCUGACUUUACGAGUUUUGGCAGAAAACAAAAUUGCCCAAAUGGAUAAUUCGAUGUUGAUUGAUACACUCUACAGCUUUCUUCGAUUAAACGUGGAUCAACAUGACUCUCUCAUUCAGCAGAUGGUGUCAGAAGCAUGGUUGCGUCUGAACAAAUUCUCAAUGGUGUCUCUAUCAAAGUUUUCAAUCUGUCUCAGUGAUCAGUAUUUACAGCACAGUCCACUUAUGGGACAAAUCACAAACAUCCUGGCUCAAAAUCUGUCAACAAUCAAUGAUGCAAGGAUUUUGACAACUUUGAUGAUCACAAGUCAAGAAAUAACGGACGGGUUGGAAAAUACUGCUCUCUUGUUAGCAGAUGAGUUUAAUGCACAACAGGCAUUGGCUAUAGCUGAAGGAUUAGAAGAGAUUCAGAGUAGAAAUCUAAGCCUCAUGAACAAAAUUGCUGCAGUGAUACAAAGAAACCUUCAUGUCUACAGACCAGUGGAAGUGGCCAGAAUCACACAAACACUCUGUCUUCUACAGUAUCAAAACCCUGAGCUGUAUACCAAGCUAAGAAAUAUUUUGACAAAAUUCUUACAGAAUAGUGUAUUUCCCUUUGAAGUCACCAUGCUUACCCGUGUAUUGUCGUUGCUGCCUUCCCCUUGUGUGGAUGAGAGCCUUAUCACACGAAUAGAAGCCGUGGUGCCUCAGUGCAACCUCGGUGACCUGAACACCAUUGCCAAUGCUGUGGCCAAGUGGGUUCGCAAUGACGCCUCAUACAGCCAUAACACUCCUAGUAAGUACAUCCGACUCCUGCAAGCCCUGAACCGCGCCGGGCAUGAACGACUCCAAACAGCCGAACGACUGGACCUGUUGCUAGAAGAGAUCAACCCUUCAUUGAUGGAACGCAUUGCUGAUGUUGUCAUUGAAGACAUUGAUAAGAUUCACUAUUCUGCAACCUAUGCUACUGUGCUUCCAUUUACGGUGAUGAAUUAUGACAGUGUCAAGGUAGAUGAAAUGUAUGAGGCCUGUAUUCGUCACUUUACUCCACAUAUCAGUUUUUUUGACCCGCAUCUACUAGUUCUUUUGGCAUACUCCUUGGCAGUCGCUGACUGUUAUCCUGAGGAAGUUAUCAAAGACAUUUUCAGUAUCGACUUUUUGGGAAAACUUGACUCCCAAUUAGAAACCCUUCCAGAUGCACUCAACUUGCGCGUUCGACUCCGAUUGAUGGAGCUGAAUCGAGCAGUGUGUCUGGAGUGUCCCGAGUACCAGGUGCCCUGGUUCCAUGAGCGGUACUGUCAGCGCCUUCAGGACAAAGGAAAUGGGUCCAUCAACCUUCUGCAUCAGCAGAUUUACAAAAUGCUUGGAGAAAUUCUUGGUGGAAUGAACUAUGUCCGACUUGCUGUUGUCACUCCAUAUUUCUAUACCAUUGAUUUUGAGUGCAUAUUGGACAAGGAGCUUAAACCACUGCCUUAUGUUGAGUCAGGACCAGAACCCAUUCCCAGCAGAGGGCAAGUUCAGUGGGGGACAGGCUCUACCUCCAUCAGGGAAGAGCUGCCCCCUGGUGCUCAGAGACUCGCUGUGGAUUUUCUUGACUCAAAGUCAUUUUGUAAAAACUCUCGUCACAUGAAAGGAGAAACCUUGAUGAGAAAAAGGCAUCUGGAAAUCUUGGGAUAUUAUGUUAUUCAGAUUCCUCACUUUGAAUGGAACUCUAUGGAACUUUCAACACAAGAUGCUUGGAAGGAUUAUUUGAAGAAACAAAUAUUUAGGGGAUGUUCUUUACCAUGA
Knipowitschia caucasica is the source of this 2016-nucleotide messenger RNA. The record is from the annotation of a GenBank genome assembly. Lineage: Eukaryota; Metazoa; Chordata; Actinopteri; Gobiiformes; Gobiidae.